GUUAUACCUGAAGAGCCCUUUGCAUGUCUUUGGAAAGAGUAGUUAUUUUUGACGCUGGUUCUGACAUUACCCGUGGGGACUCCUGGAGUGUUUCCAGGUUUUGUGGAUGUCAUCGUAUCCUCUCCUCGGUUUUUUCUUUUUUGCUUGUCUGCUUACGUUAGCCUGCGCUUUCCACCAAGACGGAAACAGAGAACGUGUCUCAGAGUACCCAGCACAAGGCUGCCAUUUCCAGACUUGCUGUCUCUGGCCGCUUUUGGAGCACUGUCACGCCCUUAGGGUGAGCAGACGGGCGCUCUCUUUGCAAGUGCUGUGCUGGGAACAGGGAGUCACUGCAUGUCCUCGCGGUGACACGGCGAGGGGUCCUGCACACGCACAGAUUUCUGUCCUGGAGGAAAACAAGUAGUGGUCUGAGUUAGCAGAAGGUCAGCUUCUACAUCUGCUACCAUCAUCCUCAAUGACCUUGGGCAAGUUCUGUAAUCUGCCGUGCCUUGGUUCACCAGCUGCCUAAAAGACAGAGGAAGGAAACAUCCAGCUCCUUGCCUUUGCCUCUCAUAUGUUCGGAGAAGAAGCUGUCUUGUGCAGAGAUCAGCUGUUGCUUCAGGUGGUGAAGGUCUGACUUCAGCAAGCUCUAGGAGCAACUUAAUGUAAAUAAUAGUAGUAACAACACUAACCCUCCGUAUACUUUGUAGCAUGCUUACACAAGCCAACAUCUGUGUGUGUUUAGAUAAGUCGUGAGCAGGAGUAUCUGGGCUGUGCCUGAGCUGCUGUGAUCAGUCACCGUGCAGCGCGGUGUCGCCGCUGGCUUGUGCCGGUGCCAGUAGGUGUGGGUGUGAACGCUGCGCUGCGUACCGCCGUCUCUGGAUUUAGCAUCUGCUGUUGGCACGCACGUCUCCCUUCUUUAUGAAUGAGUGGGUGAGGGACGAGCUGCCUCCCUCACAGCUGCACCGUAAGGAGCACGGGAGCUGAAACACAAUCUCCUGCUGCUGCUGCUGCUGCUGCUGCUCCCGGCGCCUGGCUGGCAGCUGGGAGGAGGGCAGCCCCGGCGGCAGCCCGAGCCACCACCGGGACAGUGCAAGUUUUGCGCUGUUCACGCUGCAGGGAAAGCCUCGAUGUGCAAACUCUCCUCGCAGCAAAUCUAGAUAUUAAUAAAUAAAAAAUUAUGGAAAUUCAACAGCGAGACAAGGAGAAACGGCUGCCCAGAGGCUCACAAGACAGGACAGUGUCAUUCUGAGCGUUACGGGACGUUCUGAGCAGUGCGUUAAUCAGCUCCCUCCGUGACAUUUUCCACAUUAGCAGCCUGGAUUCACACGGGCUCCAGGACGGUGUCACAUCUGACCACUUCUUCUUUCAAGUUUGCUCUACUUAAGAAGCCACACAGCGCAAACAGCUUCUGCAGACUUCAUCAGUGGCUAUUAGCUUUCCCAAGUGGCUAGGAACAAGGACAGACUUCAGAAAGAAAGGAGGGAGGUACAAAGGACUGAUUCUGCCUUCCUUUCCCUCUCUCAGCUGGAGAAUGGCCCCAUUGACAGCAGAAGUUAUUAACAUCCUUCAGCAAGUCAUCACCUCAGUAUAAAGGUUUUGUGGAAGAAAUAAAUGAUACAUGAAACUGAAUGAAAUUAAAUUUUACAUCUCUCCAUUUGGGACCCUGAUGAGUGAUAUACAGUGAGAGAUAGAAGAUGAAUUUCACAGCGAAUACAACUGAGAGGUGCACUAUUAAUCACAAUAUCCACCAGACUUUAUCCCCUGUGGUAUACAUAUUUGUAUUUGUAUUAGGCUUCCCAGCAAACUGCCUCUCACUGUACUACGGAUAUCUACAGAUCAAGGCUAAAAAUGAAUUGGGUAUCUAUCUUUGCAACUUGACUAUAGCAGACCUGUUGUACAUUUUUUCUCUGCCUUUCUGGCUCCAGUAUGUUUUACAGCACGACAACUGGACCUAUGAUGAACUGCUCUGCAAAAUCUGUGGCACUCUUUUGUAUGAGAAUAUUUAUAUCAGUGUGGGCUUCCUCUGCUGCAUCUCCAUUGAUCGCUAUCUAGCGGUAGUGCACCCUUUUCGGUUUCAUCAGUUUCGGACCCUGAAGGCUGCUGCAAUCGUGAGCGCUGUUAUCUGGGCCAAAGAAAUUGUGACGUGUUGGUUUGUCUUCACACAUGGGGAGAUCAGUAUGGAUGCUGACAGCCACGUGGUGUGCUUUGAGCAUUACCCCAUUAAAGACUGGGAGCACAGUGUCAAUUACUACCGCUUCUCUGCUGGCUUCCUUUUCCCCUUCUUUCUGCUGGCCUUCUCAUACUGCGGAAUUUUACGAGUUGUCCACAAGAGUCAUGGCACUCAAAAGAAGAAGAAAAUUCAAAUUAAGCGACUGGUUUCAAGCACUGUUUUCAUUUUUUUAGUUUGCUUUGGACCAUACCACAUCCUACUUGUAGUUCGCAGCUUGUUUGAGAAUGACUGCUCAUUUGCUGAGAAAAUUUUUAAUAUUUACCAUGUUUCUCUCCUGUUGACUACUUUUAACUGUGUUGCUGACCCAGUGUUGUACUGUUUUUCCAGUGAAAGCACUUACCAGAACUUUGCCAAGAUGCGAGACUCUUGUUUAACAUGUUUAGGAUGUCUAAGGACUGAGACUAAGGAAACCUACCAGCUGAACACUCCAGAAACCCUCAACAAGCCACAGGAUGAGCAACAGCCAGCAUUAUUACAAAGAUCACAUGAUACUGCUGAAAUAAAGGAUUCCUCUACAAAUAACUUAGGCAGUCUAUAGUAUUCAUCAAAAAAGGAUACUCAUCCAAAAUCUCCACAUAUGACUGUGUUGUGUAUACAUCUGAUUUAUCCAUGUAUUACAACUAUUUUACCUCCCAAAGGCUUAUUACCUAUGCAAUAUAGUGAGGUAGUUCCUGGAGGUGCUUGGACCUUGACUAUAGAGAAGAAAGUGUAAACUAAGCAUUCAGUUACAAUCAUAUGUCUACUACCAUUAUGGUGCAACUCAAACUGUUGUCUUGCCACUCAACGGUUGUUGAUGACCGCACUGGCUGAAAUAAGCUAGUACUCAUGGUGUGGAUCUGCUGAAACAGUCUUUAACUGCUGUCUGUUUGUGCCCGUAGCAUCUAGAGAAAAAAAAAAUUCUCAAAAAGCUGUCAUUAUCUGUUGAAAAGGUUGGAGACAGAACAAAUAAAAUGUCCCCAUAAGUAUUUUUUAAAAGAAAGAAAUUGCAUUUGUGCAUCUUUUCUGUAACUCUCCAGAAUAAUUCCUCCUCAAGCCUGUUUCCAGUCCUGCAGAGACCUUGCCAGAAGCUGCCUCCUAAAACAACCGAUCAGAUAAUGCGAGAUGUUCUGGAAGAGUGUGCACGAGAAAUUCACCGUCUGCUGAGACCUUCAAUCUGCUGAUUGACGAUUGAAUCUCACAUUGUUGAACCUCAUGAUAAGGCUCCUAUUGACUUCAAGAGGUAUCAGAUUAUCAAGAAAAGGCUCUGAUGGGGAAAAAUAAUUCAGUCCGUGGACUCCGAAAAGAACAGGAGGUACUCAUUUUUUUGAAAUUUGCCAGAAUCUCAAAACUUUGAAACCUCUCCCCUUCUGUCCAGUUUUGAACCUGCUGCUCAGUUUCAACCAAGCUGCUUGUAGGGGACACUGCCAAAAAGACAGGAGUGCCUUUUCUGGUCUUUGAUCUACUACUUUAUUUCCAUUUGCGUGAGAUCCUGCUUUGAUGGAAAUUGCUACUGAAACUGCCUUACCGAUGUCUUUGACAGACAGUCCCAUAGCUUUAAAUACUUUCUCCUUCCUUCACAAUGACAUCUACCAAAGUCCUUUAGCUCCUUGAAAAAAAUAAAUGACCAAAAAAUGUAUAAAGUUAAAAUGUCUAAUGUUCUCUUGUUAAAUGCUUAGGGUUUUUUCCAGGAAAGCUUCUAAACCAUGCAGGCUACAGUAUCUUAAGACGUGAAGCUUGACAUGUAUUUUACAUACUCUUGUAUAUAGUGAAAAUAUAAACACUUGUGGAAGACUUAAAGCAUACCUUGCAUGGUCAAUUAGCAGAGUUUUUAUUAUAAGCUGGCAACCUGCUUUCUGAAUGAGCACUAUAAAGAUCUGUCUCAUAUUUGCUGGUCAUGCAUCAUUGUUCGUAAGCAUAACAAUAACCACUGCUUUUCUAUUAAGGAAAAAGUAUGAACUUGGUGUUAUGGUGUUAAUCUCGAGGUCAUGCUACAACACAGCAAUGAUACAGCUGCUUAGGGAAAUUAUUUGGAUACACUGCAUAAAAAGUGCCAUUUGUCAUUUAUAAAAUUAUAAAUGUACUUCAGCUUAUAUAAUAUGAAUGAUCCUUCUAUAAAUAUAAGCAUCUGAGCUUUCUACAUGCAAAGUGGCAAAUUAGAUCCCUUAUAUCACAGAAGAGAAACUUGAAUUGGAUAAGCCAAACGUCUUCCUUGUUUUUAGUUGUCUCUCAUAAAUGUUUAUGUGGUAGAGAACUCUGAUCUGCUUACAGGGGAAAAAAAGACUUGCUUAAUAUUGUAAUUAUGUCUGAUAAACUAUAUUCUACCGUCAAAUUUUAUUGUUUCCAUUUGUAAGGAGUAUGCACGAUGUACACUAUGCUUCCUCAGCUCUAAAGUGGUGCAAUUCACUCAUAGAUCUCUGUUUAGCAAAUGUGUUGGAGAAGAGCAAAAAAGAUUCAAAUUAAUAGCAAAAAAAACUUGUUAAUUUGCUCUUUAUUCAGGAAAACUCCCUUGUGAAUGACAAAACUAAUAAAGAAUUCUAAAACAAAUGUCA
This is a messenger RNA of Dromaius novaehollandiae (emu), 4740 nucleotides long. It is a transcript of the gene GPR68, whose product is annotated as G protein-coupled receptor 68. The transcript is spliced from 8 exons. Gene Ontology annotation, biological process: G protein-coupled receptor signaling pathway; cellular response to pH. Gene Ontology annotation, cellular component: membrane. The record is from RefSeq and is a predicted model, not a curated record. NCBI's taxonomy places the organism in Eukaryota, Metazoa, Chordata, Aves, Casuariiformes, Dromaiidae. Bases 1677 to 2750 code for a protein of 357 amino acids. Gene Ontology annotation, molecular function: G protein-coupled receptor activity.